AUGGCGGACGUGUACGAGGACGGCGACGACCCGCCGCCGUCGGCCGCGGCCCGCCCGAGGAACCCCGCCGCCGAGGAGCGGCGGCUGGAGUCCCUGGUGCGGCGGCACGUGGCCGACGAGGCGACCGUCGGGGCCUUCGCCGGCAUGGGCCAGGGCUUCUUCGCGGCGGCGCGGGAGCGCCUCGCGCAGCCGAGGCCGGGGGCGGCGCCGCAGGACGGCCUGGAGACCCCAGGGCGGUCGGACGAGACCGGGGUGCUCGCCAGGCACAGGCGCUUGGUCGAGGCCGCGAACCUGGACCGCCAGGCCGCCGCGGAGCGCAGGAGGGCCGCGGUAAGAGACGGGCGCUGGGAGGACCUGCAGGCCCUGCGGGAGGAGCAGCGGGCGGCGGCGCAGAGGGCGUCGCGGAAGCAGCAGGCCGCCAUCGAGCUGGAGGGCAGGCGGCGUGCGCAGAGGUUCGCGCAGAAGGCUGUGCGGCCGGCGGGGGGGUGCGACGGUGCGGCCGUGAAGCGGGCUCGCCUGUCCUUCGCGGCGGAGGACGGCGGUGGCGAUGCCGAGGAGGAGCCGCCAGGCUAG
Molecule: messenger RNA, 573 nt
Organism: Prorocentrum cordatum
Lineage: Eukaryota; Dinophyceae; Prorocentrales; Prorocentraceae
Source: the annotation of a GenBank genome assembly